CCCAGCAUCUCUCAUCUCCAUCAUGCGCGCGCUCCUCGUCCUACUGGUCGUGCUCGCAGCCUUGGCCCUGGGGACUCACGCCUCCCCGGGCUUCAUGGGCAUGGGGGGGAAGGGGGACUACGACUACUACGAUGAGGGAGAGACCGUCAUCUACGUGCCAGUCCAGUACCCAGUCCACCACUACUCCCAGUCCAGCUCGUAUGGCGGAGGGUUCCGCUCAUGGGGGCGGCGGUGGAGGGUAUGCCAUGAUGGGAGGUUACGGGAAAUAGACCAUCAUCAUUGCCAGCGGAUAUUACACUUAAGAUUUGUAAUGUUUUGGGUGAUUUUCCUUUGCUGCAUUUCGGCUUUUUUGCAAAGGCCAGAAGAAAGAAUUUAGUUUUUAUUUUUAUUUUCUUUUUUUUUUCGUUUAGUUUUGUUAAAUUUUUACGGGUGUCUGUUCGUUCGUGUGAAUGCUUUGUUAUCAUGACUGAUUAAUAAACGG
This is a messenger RNA of Penaeus vannamei (Pacific white shrimp), 481 nucleotides long. The record is from RefSeq and is a predicted model, not a curated record. Lineage: Eukaryota; Metazoa; Arthropoda; Malacostraca; Decapoda; Penaeidae.